This is a messenger RNA of Entamoeba dispar SAW760, 405 nucleotides long. RefSeq lists its product as uncharacterized. The record is from RefSeq and is a predicted model, not a curated record. The coding region runs from base 1 to 405 and encodes 134 amino acids. NCBI's taxonomy places the organism in Eukaryota, Evosea, Mastigamoebida, Endamoebidae. The transcript has a single exon.
AUGCCUACCACAUCUAGAUAUUUAAACAGUCACUUACGAAUAAGAAACAUCAUGGAAGUCGAGGAUAAGAUACAAAGCACUAAAAUGGAAAACGUUCAAGUAAACGAUUUGAACGAUUUCUUUAUAGAAAUGUUCGAGCUCAAGGACAUUUGCGACGACUUUGUAGAGCUAUUUAGAAAGGAGGAGCGAUAUUACUCCAACGAGGAGAAAUACAAUGAGCUCCUCGAAGAAGAAGCUAUAAUGCUUGAUUCUAUCCACAGCUUAACGGAUGGAAUAAAAGAACGCUAUCCGAAUGUAAUAGAAGCAUUUUAUGAAAGAAGAAUGCAUCGGAUGGAAGCCAAAAUGAUGAAAGCCUUCGAUGAAGUGGCAAAGAAACCACGAAUGCCAAAACAAGAAGAUAAAUAA